CUCUUUCAACAAAAGCCAUGGCCAGCGAGGCGGGGAAGGCUCCGGCGAGCCCCGGCCGGCGCGUGCUCAUGUUCCCGCUGCCGUUCCAGGGCCACCUGAACCCGAUGCUACAGCUGGCGGACGUGCUGCACGCCCGGGGCCUCCGCGUCACCCUCUUCCACGCGGCCUUCAACGCGCCGGAACCCGUGGCAGGGUACCGCUUCGUGCCCGUCGGGGCCGGCGUGCCGGCCGCCGACCUCGUGCCCACGGGCAGCGACGCUGACUUCGUCGGGGCGCUGCUGCGCUUCAACGAGCGCCUGCAAGGAGCUUUCCACGACAGCCUCCGCGAGGUGCUGGAGGAGGAGGAGGGAGCGCGGCCGGCGUGCCUGGUGCUGGACUCCAACCUCCGAGGCAUGCAGGUGGUCGCCGACCGGCUUUCACGGCGCUCUGCGACAAGGGCCUCCUCCCGCUACAAGGUACUACCACCACACCUACCUAACAACACAAACAGUUCAGAUCACUUUCUGCAUCGGGACAGUUGA
Messenger RNA from Triticum aestivum (bread wheat), 521 nucleotides. RefSeq names its product DIMBOA UDP-glucosyltransferase BX8-like. NCBI's taxonomy places the organism in Eukaryota, Viridiplantae, Streptophyta, Magnoliopsida, Poales, Poaceae. The transcript has 2 exons. Bases 18 to 521 code for a protein of 167 amino acids. Gene Ontology annotation, molecular function: quercetin 3-O-glucosyltransferase activity; quercetin 7-O-glucosyltransferase activity. The record is from RefSeq and is a predicted model, not a curated record.